CGGCGGGCUGCCGCGCGGCCCGCGCUCGUCGCAGCGGCGACCCUCGCGAAGAUGGCGGCGUGGCGGCCAGUCGCCCUCUCGCUCGUACUGGUGGCCGCCGCGGGGGCGUCCAACCCCGCCGCCCUCCGCGCGGGCAGCGCCCGCGCGGGCGGCGUGGGCGCGCCAGGGCCGGAGGGAGCGGGCUCGCAGGAGGGGCCCGAGGAGGUGGCGGAGGGCAGCGGGCUCGGGGAGCGGAGCAGCGCAGUGUGGCCCCCGUGGGUCGAGCCGGGGUCCUGCAACCUCGGGCAGCUAGUCUUCUUGACCGUCGUGUACGGCUUGGUGCUGUACUCGGCCUCGGGGAUGAUCGCCGAGGGCUCCGAGCUGCUGCUGGUGGUGCCGUCCAUCGCGGGGCUGGUGGGGAGCGUGGUGCUCCCGAUUCUUGGCGCUGUGCCCGACGGCAUGAUGGUGCUCUUCUCUGGCAUGGGGGAGAGCGGGCGCAGGCCCAGGAGCAGGUGAGCGUGGGCAUGGGCGCUCUGGCCGGCAGCACCGUGAUGCUCCUGACCUUCCCGUGGUUCAUCGCGAUCUACGCCGGGUCGGUGCCCAUAAAGGAUGGGCAGGCGGACUACAAGAGCCGGGCCGCUGGCACCCGCGGGCUGAGCAGCAGCGGUGUUAGGGUCGACAGCCAGAUAAAGGACCAGAGGAGACCGCAAAGAUAAUGAUUGCUACCACCAUGCUUUACGUGAUCAUCCAGAUACCGGCCACGCUGGAGGAGCAGUAUGUGGACAACAGGGAGGCCGAGAAGCAGGCGGGAGCUGAGAGCAUAUGGGCCUUCGUUGGCCUGGUGAGCUCGGUGUGCGCCUUCGCGGGCUACAUAUUCUAUUGCUACAAGCAGUCGAAGGUCGACAAGGAGGUCGACCAGAUCCUGAAGAUGAUCAAGGCGGGGAAGUUCGACGCAAAGGCCCUCUGGCAGUUCACCGUGGACCGGUUCCGCGGACAGGGCGGCGGCGGGGAUGAGCCGCUGCUGGCGAAAGAUAAAAUCAUGGAGCCGGUCUUGAGGUCGUUCUUCAAGGAGUAUGACCGCUUUCCGCCCUACGGCACAAUCGAGAUGUGCGAGUUGAACUUGCUGAUCAGGGAUUUGGGCUUCGAUGCGUCGAAAGCGACUGACGAGAUCAAGAGGUUCGACAAUAACAACGACCAGGAACUGAAUUUCCAGGAGUUCAGCAACUUCGUGGAGAACUACAUGAAGAGGGACGACGUGCAAGCCAAGUACCAGGCGUCGCCUGCUGAAGAGCCAGAGGACGAGGAGGACCCCAUGCCGGACGACCUGAGGAACGACGAUUGGUCCACGCAGCAGAGAAAGGUCAAGAUGCGCGCCUGUUACUUCAUGGGGGUCGGAACCCUGCUGGUGCUCCUGUUUUCCGACCCUAUGGUGGACGUGCUCUCCGAGUGGGGUGUACGUACUGGCGUUCCGAACUUUUACGUGUCCUUCGUCCUGGCUCCCUUCGCGUCAAACGCGAGCGAGCUGCUGGCGGCGUAUUCCUACGCCUCCAAGAAGACCCCGUCUUCCAUCACGAACUCGCUGUCCUCGCUACUUGGCGCCGCGUGCAUGAACAACACGUUCUGUUUAGGAAUCUUCCUGGCAUUGUGCUAUUUCCAAGGCCUUGCCUGGCAGUUCACCGCAGAGACUAUCGCGAUCAUGUUCGUCCAGUGGCUCAUCGGAGGUGUGGCAAUGCUCAAGGACUACCAAUCUCGCCUCAUGGCCUGGGGGGUGCUUCUGUGUUAUCCAGGCUGCCUCCUGCUGGUAUACCUCCUCGAGAAUCCGGCCAUCGGCGGCUUGGACUGAAGCCUCGGGCAGAAGCACGAACGCGGGGAUUUGCUUGAGUGCAUCGUACGUCUUGAGUUUUGCGCGUGCACGGCACAGUUGCAAUGGCUCAUCGUUCAAUUUUUUCACAGUUGCAGUAGUUCUUGCCUUAAUAUUUUCUUGUGAGCGGACCCUUAGUCUGGUGCCCUCCGAAAGUGAGCGCUACAUUAAUGGCGGAACGACUGCCGCGAUGAAUGUGUACAGCAUCUCCAGAUCUUGGCGCGGGGUGAUUUGGCGUGCCUGGCAUUUCACAGCAUUUCCCAGACACGCAGGGGUACUAGUCUUUACUCGACGCAUGCAUUCAGUGUGCGCAAUAUUGUUUCGUAGGAGAAUGCAUAUUUAGCAUGCGCUGUAUCGAUGAUGGUUCGCAAUGUACAUUCAGAGGGCAUGGUGCGCGCGGACGUGGAGCCAGGAGCGUGAUGCCGAGAAAAAACGCAAAGCCCUCUGGGGCCCCUUCCGGGCCUCAAAUACUUUGCUUGUUAUCUGCAUCAAGGCGGUGCAGUAGUUUGUGUGACGCAUGCCGCUUCAGGUUCCCGC
Messenger RNA from Prorocentrum cordatum, 2377 nucleotides. The record is from the annotation of a GenBank genome assembly. NCBI's taxonomy places the organism in Eukaryota, Dinophyceae, Prorocentrales, Prorocentraceae.